UAUACACAUGUGGUAAACCACACAUACUCAGGAACAUGUGACACGAUCACAUUCGUUACACUUACUUAAUAAGAGAUAACAUUUCAAACUUAUUGUGUUCAUGGACCAUAGUCAGGUGCUGUCGGAUAAUGUAAACUUAAAUGAAGAACAGAUUUAUCAAAUGAAAUGGCAGAAAUGACGACGAAGUCUGUCAACACAGAUAGAAGAAAUGAUAACGACACCACAGCCUCGACAUAUUUCGAUGAACGGGUAGCUGUUCCACAACCGGAUGGUACCCGCUUCAGUUUUCGUAAGUUAUGGGCGUUUACAGGACCUGGCUUUUUGAUGAGUAUUGCCUACUUGGACCCAGGAAAUAUUGAAUCUGACUUGGGAGCUGGUGCCAGCGCCCAAUUUAAGUUGCUAUGGGUAUUGAUGCUGUCGACCGUCCUGGGACUCUUGAUGCAGAGGCUGGCUGCAAGACUUGGGGUGGUGACAGGAUUACAUCUGGCCGAAAUAGCCUUCAAACGCUAUCCCAAAGUACCUCGUGUUACUCUGUGGGUAAUGGUGGAAAUAGCGAUCAUAGGAUCUGACAUACAGGAAGUCAUCGGAACAGCUAUAGCCAUCAGCAUUUUGUCAAACGGAAAAGUACCUCUAUAUGCAGGGGUCCUUAUAACCAUCGUGGAUACAUUCACCUUCCUGCUGCUGGACCGGUACGGACUGAGGAAACUGGAGGCGUUUUUCUGCUUCCUCAUCACUAUCAUGUCCGUCAGCUUUGGUUACGAGUAUGUGGUAGCUAGCCCAGACCAGCCGAGCGUCCUGAAAGGUAUGUUCUUUCCUUACUGUGAGAACUGUGGCUCUGAUGAACUUCUACAAGGCAUUGGAAUAGUUGGAGCCAUCAUCAUGCCGCAUAACAUAUACCUACACUCUGCACUCGUCAAGUCGAGGGAUGUCAAUCGGAAACAGAAGGAAGCGGUCAGUGAGGCCAAUAUGUACUUCUUUAUUGAGGCGGCCAUUGCUUUGUUUGUUUCCUUCCUCAUCAAUCUCUUCGUCACGGCGGUAUUUGCUGAGGGCUUCUAUGGCAGAUCAUCAGAAGAUCUAUAUCAUAUCUGUACAAGCGCCAACAGUCCGCACGCAGAUUUAUUCAACGACUCUAACGUGGUUGCUGAUGUAGAUAUAUACAGAGGGGGGAUUUAUCUUGGUUGUAAAUACGGAAUAGCCGCCAUGUAUAUCUGGGCGAUUGGCAUAUUGGCGGCUGGUCAGAGCUCUACAAUGACUGGCACGUAUUCUGGUCAGUUUGCAAUGGAGGGAUUCCUAAAUCUUACGUGGAAAAGAUGGCAAAGAGUACUGUUCACGCGAUCCAUCGCCAUCUUACCAACUGUGUUCAUCGCAAUCUACAAAGGAAUACAAGAUUUGACUGGAAUGAAUAAUCUACUCAACGUUCUUAUGAGUCUACAAUUACCAUUCGCUCUUAUUCCCAUCCUCACCUUCACCAACUCCGAAAAACUCAUGGGCGAAUUUAAAAAUGGAUUAGUUACGAAGAUUCUUACUAGUGUAUUAUCCGUGGCUGUGAUAGUUAUCAACUUAUAUUUCGUGGCUGUGUACAUACCGGAUUUACCACGUCACUGGGCUAUGUACCUCCUCAUAGCAAUCAUCCUACUCUUCUAUGUGUUGUUUACAGCAUACUUGACGUGGUACUGCCUAAUAGGAAUGGGAUGGACAUGGUUAUUAAAAAUACCGUGUCCAAAAUUUCUUGAAUAUACAGACGAAUUCAGCAUCGAGAUUCUUGAUGAAGAGGAAGGCGAUGAUACAAUGAAUGACAUAUCAUAGUAAUUCAUAAACUGAUGUACACACACUGUCAACGAAAGUGUGUUCAAAGGGACACCGCAGAAUAUGGAUGAUCGCUCAACCAUGUCAGAGACCUCCAUACUGUAUUAAGACGUCUUGGAAAGUCAAUUAAUUAUCACAUCUUCAUGCACAGGGGCCUUGACUCAUUCAUAUGACACAGAAUGAAAAGUUAACCCCCAAGUUCAACCCGUAGAUCAUUGGGGCAUGAUGACACGUUCCUAUGACCCAGAAAGUAAAGUAAACAUCUAGAUUACAUAAAAUUAACCCUUGGGUCUGACUCCGAUCAGUGAUCUUGGGUUCGGACCAAGGGGUUAAUUUUUCAUUCAGGGUCAUAGGAACUUGUCAAGUCCCUGUGUCUUUACUUCAUUGGCAACAUGAACUCAAUCCCUGGAAUUUUGACGGGGACAAUUCUGUCUGGUGUGUAAUAAUUAACAAUAAACACAUAGUGGAAGUUCCGAUAUUUCAUGAAGUAAGUCAACAAGUCAUCAACACCGACAUAAAAUGAAAUUAUGUCGCUAAUGAAUUUUGUUUUUCUCUGGAGAAGUGAAACAAUUCUGCAAUGCAUGUACUCAGAAGAAACAUGCCAUCUUAUUAAUGUUUUCGUUGCAAUUCCAUGGUGCAAUUUGGCAUUACAAUGCAGUUGGAUUGUAAUCGAGCACUUGCUAUAUGUUUGUACAUAUAUUAAAUACAGGGUUACAUUUCA
Molecule: messenger RNA, 2527 nt
Organism: Pecten maximus
Lineage: Eukaryota; Metazoa; Mollusca; Bivalvia; Pectinida; Pectinidae
Product: natural resistance-associated macrophage protein 2-like
Exons: 15
Coding region: 166-1806 (546 amino acids)
Biological process (GO): metal ion transport
Cellular component (GO): membrane
Molecular function (GO): cadmium ion transmembrane transporter activity; iron ion transmembrane transporter activity; manganese ion transmembrane transporter activity
Source: RefSeq, a predicted model, not a curated record